AUGCGUUUCGUGCCCCUCGUUGCCCUGCUUUUCGCCCAAACUCUCGGCCGGCAGCGGAGGGUGAUCUUCGGGGUGCCAUUGGCUCGAGGCGAGCUUCCCUAUUUGACGUCAAUCGUGGCCCGCUUUCCGCAUCACAAUGCGGGCGAGGGGACGCUGUGUGGCGGCUCGUUGAUAGCCUCGAAUAUUGUGCUGACGGCAGCGCAUUGCCUGCUCAACGAGGAGACCAAUACGAGGGCUACUUCAUUAAACGUGACGAUUAAUGAUUUUGUGCUCGACCAGCCGGAUAAGGGGGAAAUCGCGGUGCCGGCUAGCCACUUUGACAUUCACCCGCAGUAUUAUGAGGCCUUUGAAUCUGCCUACGAUAUCGGCAUCAUAUUCCUUGCGAAGUCGGUGCCGAUUUGCGAAGGCGAGAAUCCGAUCAAGAAAAAACCGUUCCAGAUCGCCCGACUGCCCUUCAACGUGACGACCGGCUGGCCGUUGAUGUCAGAUUCGGGGCUGGAGUCGUCGGCGUGCUAUCACUCCGGCUGGGGCGUCACGAAAAGC
This is a messenger RNA of Mesorhabditis spiculigera, 543 nucleotides long. Lineage: Eukaryota; Metazoa; Nematoda; Chromadorea; Rhabditida; Rhabditidae. The record is from the annotation of a GenBank genome assembly.